This is a messenger RNA of Rhodamnia argentea, 1883 nucleotides long. Its product is annotated as serine/threonine-protein kinase STY46-like. The transcript has 16 exons. NCBI's taxonomy places the organism in Eukaryota, Viridiplantae, Streptophyta, Magnoliopsida, Myrtales, Myrtaceae. The record is from RefSeq and is a predicted model, not a curated record. The coding region runs from base 66 to 1781 and encodes 571 amino acids. Gene Ontology annotation, molecular function: protein kinase activity; ATP binding. Gene Ontology annotation, biological process: protein phosphorylation.
CCUCUCCUCCGUCUUCUUCUUCCUUCACUCAUCUUCGUCUCUCUUUCUCUGCUUCCUGCGCUUCAAUGGUGGUGAUGGAGGACAGCGCGAGCUGCUUGAGCCAGGCGCACAGUGCCUCGUCUCCGUCGCGGAGGAAGCGCGACGUCUACUACGAGAUCCUGAAUCGGCUCAAGCGCUCGAGCCACGAGGAGGCCAUGAGGCCUGGCUUCGACGAGGAGCUCUGGUCUCACUUCGCUCGCCUUCCUACUCGGUACGCUUCGGACGUGAAUGUGGAGAGUGCCGAGGAUGUGCUUAUGCACAAGAGAUUGCUGCAACUGGCUCGCGAUCCGACUAAUAGACCCGUAGUUGAUGUUCGCCUUGUACAGGUUCUUCCCACAUACGAAUUGCAUACAAUUGAUUCUGUUCAUUCAGGUUCUCCUAUUAAAGGCGAGGAUGGGAUUUCAACAUAUUACUCCAGCAGGCUAAGCACACAUCCUCCACCUGCAUUUGGAUCAUCACCCAAUCUUGAAUCACUUGCUUUAGAAGGUAGUGAAUCUCUUCAAAAGGAUGGAGACGACUCUAUUCAUGCCAAUGGACAAUUUUCUCGAGCCAUGCACGAAAUAACUUUUUCAACUGAAGAUAAACCGAAGCUUCUCAGUCAGCUGACUUCAUUGCUUGCUGAUGUGGGUCUCAAUAUCCAAGAAGCACACGUGUUUUCUACAAUAGACGGUUACUCUUUAGAUGUCUUUGUGGUUGAUGGCUGGCCUUAUGAGGAAACAGAGCAGCUCAGAAUUGCUUUGGAGAAGGAGGCUUUGAAGUGUGAGAAGCAUGCUCAGACAAAAUCUCAUGCAUCAUCUCAUUCAAGCAAUGUGGAGCAAACAGGAAUAAAGACGGAGCACGAUCACUUGUCAAUUCCGAAUGAUGGAAUCGACGUUUGGGAGAUUGGUUUAAAUAAUUUGAAGUUUGAGAAAAAGGUUGCAUCAGGAUCUUAUGGUGACUUGUACAAAGGCACGUACUGCAGCCAGGAUGUGGCCAUUAAGGUCCUCAAACCUGAGCGUCUAAAUGAAGAGUUGCAAAGCGAGUUUGCACAGGAAGUUUUUAUUAUGAGGAAAGUUCGACACAAGAAUGUUGUACAAUUUAUUGGAGCAUGUACCAAGCCGCCAAACUUAUAUAUUGUGACAGAAUUCAUGUCAGGUGGAAGUGUGUAUGACUAUCUGCAUAAGCAGAAAGGUGUCUUUAAGCUUCCUAUGUUGCUUAAAGUAGCUAUUGAUGUCGCAAAAGGAAUGCAUUACUUGCAUCAGAAUAACAUUAUUCACAGAGAUUUAAAGGCUGCCAAUCUUUUGAUGGAUGAGAAUGAAGUUGUUAAGGUAGCGGAUUUUGGUGUUGCCAGAGUGAAAGCUCAAUCAGGAGUUAUGACUGCUGAAACUGGAACAUAUAGAUGGAUGGCCCCAGAGGUCAUUGAACACAAGCCAUAUGAUCACAAGGCCGAUGUUUUUAGUUUUGCUAUUGUAUUAUGGGAGUUACUAACUGGAAAGCUACCAUACGAGUACUUGACUCCAUUACAAGCAGCUGUUGGAGUGGUUCAGAAGGGACUCCGGCCUACCAUACCGAAACACACUCACCCAAAGCUUGGUGAGCUACUGCAGAGUUGCUGGCAGGUGGAUGCACAGAUGAGACCCGACUUUGUUGAUAUAAUCACAAUCCUGCAGCAAAUGUCCAAGGAGGUUGCGGAAGAGGGGGACGAUCGGCGCAAGGAGAAGCCCGGUAAAUUCCUGUCUGUCCUCUGGAGAGGACAUCAUUGAAUCGCAGGAGCAAAUGCUCACCACUGUCAACUAGGCUUUUUAUUUUCUUCUGCAUAUAAGAUCUGUACAGUUCCAGUAAGCUGAAAGGAACACGCGGUACAU